AGCUGGUAGAAUACAGUCACGAACAUUGCAUUUCUUAUUCUCAGACUUACUUGAUGAACACGUAAGUGAUCGAUGCAAAGGAAGGUAAUUUUGUAAUGUUUAUUUAUUCAUGAUUGUUGGACAGUAGCGGGAAAGUGAAGUUGAGACAUCAUAUACGACUGUGAGUUGCCAAAGAAGAGGCGUUUCUUUUGCAGCUAAACGGAAAGACGUAUAGAAUACAUGUAUUCGUGAAGUUGGAAGAUUUAGGUAAGAAUCUUGAAAGAAGUUGAUAACUAAAAAAACGACUUUGAUUGUUAUCAUGUGGGAAGCAGUGUCCUCUCUAAAGCGCCGAGGGAGUGGAUUCAGGCCAACUGGCAAGUCAGAAUCUGAACUGGUGACUGAAUCUUUACUAACAGAGGUGGAGACGAUGAUCAAACAACAUCUUGAAGAAGAAAGGAAAGAGAGGAAUAGUGACCAGAAAUCAGUUGAUUACAGCUGGUUAGCCACUGAUCAAACGGUCAGAUCUUAUGAUAUCCCGCCUAUGAAAAAGCUCGAACUGGAGUCCCUUUGUUCACAAGUAAAACCAACAGAUUGUAAUCAGGUCAUCAUUAGGUUCAGAGAACAUGUAUCACCAGGGAUGACACCCGGAGAGAUUGUUCAAGUAAUGAGAGACCUAGUAACAGAUGCUGUUAAUGUACCUGUUACUCUACCUAACAGACGAGUAAAAAGUGCAGCACUCGAGAGAGUUGCUAGUUUGGCCUGGCUUCGAGGACCAUCUAGUAAAGUGUCUCCUUUUGCCAUGGUCCGAAGAGAUAGCAAUGUUGAUGUCAUGAGGACACAAAGUGUUCCAACACUCAGCAGCCGGGUAGAAGACCUCCCAGUGUAAUAACUACAACUUGAUAUCUUACAAGAAGACCUUCUGUUGUCUAUGGGUUAGUAAAUGCACACACAUAAUUCACUUUUAACAGAUUAAUUGAUUCAACGUAGAAGUAAACUGCUUGGCACUCAAACAACAAACAUUCCUGUGUAAAGGAUUAACAAUAAAAUCGUUUCCCAGCAACCUGAUAUUGGCGUAGGAACACAUCUUGACCUGGAUGAGCUAAAGGGCCAAACAUCUAAUGUGCGAGUCUUUUUGUGUGUGUGACAAAGACAUCCUCCAAAGGGGUGGGCUUAUCUUUUAAAGAAAUUGAAAAUCUAAAAGUGAUCUUCCUUCUACUUCCUACAUUCUGAUAGGACAAAUUAAAUGGGGCAAUGGAACAGAUUUUUUUCAUAUAGAUUACUCCUUAUGUUGUAAGUUUUAAAGCUCAUAUCAGCAUUGAGUAAACCAAUGAGUAAGCUGGCCCAGUAGAAAUUAACUUUUGUAUAAUUUCUAUAAUUAUGUUAUAAGGACUAUUUUUCCAUUGGGUUGCAAAGUGUAUGACAGCAUGUAGUAUUUUUUAUUCUUUGUUUUUGUAAAAUUAUACAUUACUAUUAUAUCAGACCAUAAAAUGUUUUUGUGGUAUUCCACUGAAUAACCUAUAUAGUACACAAACAUCUGGUAUUCGCAAUAACUGAAGAUUCACAGACCUAUUAUGGAACAGGACAGGUAUAUUGAUUUAUUACUCGGUGGAAUGAAAGAUACAGGACAGGGUGUUAAGUUGAUAUGAAAAUAAUCACAUUAUUUGCUGGUGCAAGUAGAAGGUAAAUUCAAAUACAGGCUGAUCAACAAGUGGAAAUAGAUAUCGUAUUAUUAGGCUAACAAAAAAUAUAAUGUAUUUAAAUAAAAAUGCAAAGAGAGCAAAAUGCAAUUAAUUAAACAAAAAUGAGCUUUACUUGAAUUCAAGAUAAAACACUCACGAUAUACAAGUUAAACACUUGUGAAAGAGAACUACAAGACUCCAUACCAGGUCUUUAAUCUUCCAAAACAGAAAUAAAUCUGAUUGAAAAUACCAAAACUGCAUUUAAAAGUUACCUUCAACAUGUAUCUGGCCAAUCAGAAAUAUGUAUCACAAGAACAUAGAAGUAUGUAUGCUCCAUAUGACAGUUGUAGAGCAGUCUUACGUAUGAAAGACAAAGAAAGAUACAAUACAAUUAUUUAUUGAAACAGUAGAUGGUUUAUAUUUAGGGCUGAACUAACACAUGACCUCAGCUGAAUUUAGUAUGUUCAGAAUUAGCCCAACUUAAAUGUUAGAUUAUGCAUAGAGCUCCAGCACGUUCGAGUGUCAAAUGAUUACCUUUGAGGCCUUUACUGUACUUUUUUUUCUUGCUUUCUAUACACGAAAAAAAAAUCCUUUUAAAAUCGGAGGGAUUUACCAAACCAUCCACCCACCCCCUCCCAGCUCCUUGGUUCCUACGCCUAUGUUGAGUCAAUGUUAAUAUUCAUUGUAACUUUCAACUGAAUAUUUGUGUUGAUAAACUCGGUGUAAUGGCUAAAUAUGUAAUUAAUCUUGUAUUAUUGGAGGUUUAAUUAAAAAAUGGCUAAGUGCAUUUUAGAGGAUCUAAGUGUAAUGACUAAAUAAAUAAAUGAUAAAUUUUACUGUUGAAAGAUGUGAUAAUAAGACGAAUAAAUAAUUAAAAGACAACAUAUUGUUGUAAGCCUUAGUAGUUGUACUAAAUAAGUAAAUGGCGAAUUAUACUGUGAAAAUAUUAGAUAAUAUAACGAAAUAAUACGUAAAUGAACCACUAUAAAUUGUAAACUUUCAAUAGAUAAUUAAAUGCAUUAAUUUACUUUUGGAAGUCUUAAUAAAUAAGUAAAUUAUUUAAUGAGUUGUUAUAAGACCUGAUAUCGCAUUGUUGGAAUCCCUUAUAAUGUAAUGAAUAAGUGUGUAAAUGACACUUUGUAUUCUUGGAAGACUUAAUAAAUAAGUAAAUUAUUUAA
Molecule: messenger RNA, 2836 nt
Organism: Limulus polyphemus (Atlantic horseshoe crab)
Lineage: Eukaryota; Metazoa; Arthropoda; Merostomata; Xiphosura; Limulidae
Product: protein RD3-like
Exons: 4
Coding region: 299-865 (188 amino acids)
Source: RefSeq, a predicted model, not a curated record